UGGAACACAGACGGGUCGGGUAGCUGCUUUCUUCUCAGAGUUUCAGCCGAGAGGGAAUAAGGGAAUAUGUAGUUUUUAUAGAUAGUUAUUCUGGCUAUAGAUUAAGUAAAUUUGAUUUAAAAGGCUUUAGUUUACUCGCUCGCAGUUGCAGGUGCUGUUGGCCACAGCAAAGUCAUCAUUUUCGCAAAUGUUCUUUCUCCGGCGACCAGGAACACUAACUUUGCGCUUAGCACGUUAGCAGCAUCCACACGACAACAAGAGACACCUGAGAGGAAAACUCAGCACUUUUGUCUCUGCUUUGCAGCGAGUGUCGUGUUCGCCUUCGUUGCUUUGGACUGACACACAUUCCUCAGCACACCGUGUAGCUACGGAAAUAAUUAUGUAGGCAGUCCGUUCAGUUAGCCGCUGUACGUGCCUGCUGCUGUGCGGAUUUAGCUCUCUACCUGCACCAGCGAGGACUUGGAUUUGACAUGCCCUCGGUGUGAAGAGGAAACAUGGGGGGCUGUGUUGGGACGGUUCGAGGCGCUGGAGCUUCUUCUGCUGGUUCAUCCAGAAAUGCCUCCAGAUACAGCAAAAAGCGAGGAGGGCGCAAUGAACCCCUUAAGAAAGACAAGCCUAAGUGGAAAAGUGACUACCCGAUGACAGAAGGACAGCUGCGCAGCAAGCGAGAUGAGUUCUGGGAUACAGCACCAGCUUUUGAUGGCCGCAAAGAGAUUUGGGAUGCCUUGAAAGCCGCUGCUGUGGCGAUUGAGUGUAAUGACCAUGAGCUUGCACAGGCCAUAGUUGAUGGUGCCAGCAUCACACUACCACAUGGCUCUUUAAUGGAGUGCUAUGAUGAGCUGGGGAACCGGUACCAGCUUCCUGCUUACUGCCUGGCUCCUCCAGUCAAUCUGAUCACAGAGCGCAGUGACAGUGACAUGUCUGACCACGCUGAGCUGCAGGAGAAGAAAGAGAAGGAGGAGUUCCAGCUGAAGGUACGCCUCUCCACAGGAAAAGACUUGCGGCUGAGCGCUAGCAUGGCGGACUCCAUCUGCCAGCUCAAGAAGCAGCUGCAGGUGCAAGAGGACAUUGAUGCUGCCAACCAGCGUUGGUUCUUCUCUGGAAAGCUUCUUACAGACAAAACUCGUCUGCAGGACACCAAGAUUCAGAAGGAUUUUGUAAUCCAGGUUAUUGUCAAACAACCUGUCAUUACUAGCUGAGCAAAAGGGUAAAAAAACAAGUUCAUGGGACAUAAGGAACUCACCAGGUUGUGAGAGAGCCUUUAUAAGUGUUGCAACUCACUGAACAGACAUUAUAAAUGCCUUGCUCUCUUAACUAAUUGAAAUGUCCGCUGCUUGUCUUGUGGAUAUUGGAGUCUUUGGUCCUCUGUGCUUUUUGCAUUGACAAUCACACACAAAGCUGCUGCCCAGCAUUGACUGGGAAUAGAAGAUAGUAGGUUUACAUUUGGAGAAUUUUCAGGCAUUAAUUGAAAAAAUGUGUAUGCAGUCAUUGUUCAGUCAGGUUUGUUUUCCUUGAAGGCAUCAUUUCAGCUGUAUUUCCUUGGGAUGGGUGAUAUGGAUUAUAUCGGUAGGAACAUGGUAUUCUCAUUCAAAUUAAGGUCUUGCAUCGUCGUUCAUGAUUUACGCACAUUCAAUGGUCAGCUUUUUCACUCGUCAGUGAAUUUUAUGCGUUUUUUUAUAUAUUUAUUCCUACUUUUUAAACUUGUCUUCUAAAUUCAAAAGCUGUAUGUAGCCUGUCAUAUUACGUACAUAUUUCCUCUUACUUUUGUUGUUAUUGUAUUGUUGCUUUGAUAUUACACCUUUCAGCUUUCAGUAUUCUGUCACUUUGCUACUGUAUUUAAAGACAAGAAGAUAAACAUGUAAGUUCAUUUUAGAAAUACUUUGUAGCACGCUGGUAGGUAGCAGUUGUUAGGUUGCAUUAAGGGUUUGAACACUGUUCACACUCAGAUGUUUCAUCUAUAAACACAGAAAGCAGACGAUCUGUUGUGAACUUGUGACUCCAUACAGCCUCAGAUCACAAAACCACAUCCUCAGGAUCAUCAGGAUCAGCCUGUGCUGUGAUCAAAUACUACAAUACUGUGAUAAGAGCUCAAAGCUGCCCUCAGUCUGAAUGAGUGAUAUCGGUUUUAUUACAGAAUGUUCUGAUCUGAUGGAAGAUGAUGUUUUAGUGGUGUGGAUACAAUUGAAAGCCAUUUCUGUCUAACAAAACAAAUAGGGUAUUUUUGUACUUUUAUAAUGCAACAAAACUGUUAUAGUUUGCUAGUUUGCAGGAACCUGAGAGGAACUGUUUUAUUUUCUCAAUGUAUCUUUCUAUAGGAAUCAGAAUGUAGUUGCUGAUGAAUGUGGGUUGUAGCUUUAAAAUGCUUUCUUGAUCUACUGUAUAUUUUCCUGAUUUACUGUAUAACAGUGUGUUCUUAUUGACAGAAUGCAUUCACGUGCUGCACAUACAAUUAUAUUUCUGGAAAACAAAAUUGUCCGGUUUUCUGAGUAUGUAGGCAGCAUUUACAUUUAGCAUUUUCCCUUUUCACUUGUCAGUGGCGCAUUACUGCCUUUUCGCUAAUCUCAUGACUAACAACUCUGUAAUCUGGAUCAGCUGCAUCAUUUGUAGAGGGGCAUUUUAUUUAUGAACUAGUGGUUUAGAGAAGGAAAUAUCAUUUGAACCACUAUUUAAACCACUGUUUUUUCUUUUGUGUGUUUAUUUGCCUGAGUAAUGGCUCUACUGUCCUGCUGCAAUGUGCUAGUGGCAAAGGGGAGAUCAAAUUGCAGCAGAAGCAUCUACACUGCACUUCUCUUUCAUCAACUUCUCAUCCCAUUCACUCUCCAUCCAGGGAAUCCCCUUCAACAGAGCACCUGUUUGGAGCUUUAUUUAUUUAAGUGAAGCUGACAGCAUUCUGUCUCAGUGUUACUCCUUUUACUGGAGAUUUUAUGGCCACUCUCUAUCAUUGAUCUCCCCUGUUCUUUUCAUUCAAGUCUUUCUGUCCAUCUGUCAGUUAUGUUAAUAAAAUGUUAUAUUAGGCCUCAAAAGUAAUCAGACUUCUGAAGAGACAUUGGGGUGGUGUCUCAUUCAGAUUGAAGAACGUUCUCUCCCUUUCCUGGGAUUUAUGUGAUGUAAUGAUUAUGUAAUGAAGAAGUCGUAUCAAGCCUCUUGCUUACAUGAGUGAAUGUGGGGAGAAUCAUCUAUGUGACGUUUCUACCACAACUGUGUGGACAGAGAAGGCCUUCAGUUCAUUGUGGAGUACAUCCAAACACUGAUCAAUAAUAGUGUGAUGUAUAGUCUGAGGAAGAGGCUGUUUUUUUAAAUAAUAAAUCAAAUGUAAGUAAAGAUCAUUUUUAAAUACUGCUGCAGUUUGUUUUAUGACAUGGAAUAGUAAUAUGGUUUUUAAUACAAAAGACACCUUUUCUUUUCUGAUACAGAUAUUGAAGCCUUGAGUAUCAGCCAAUACUGAGCAAAUAUUCUUUCUUUGCAAACAAGCUUUAAAAAAAAGCCAUUAAUUAUUUUAAGGUGAAUAUCUAAAAGUAGGCUAUCAUGCUCAAACUAUGCAAACAUCUGUACUACCCCAACGGAAAACAUACAGAGCUAAUAUCACGUCAAACAGUGUAACUGUGUGUUAUUUCAGUAUAGAUUUGUUACAGGAUUGGAUCAGAUUGUUUCUUUUUUCACCUCUGAUACCAGAGCCAGCUUUUUCUGCUGAUGUCAGCC
Molecule: messenger RNA, 3699 nt
Organism: Colossoma macropomum (tambaqui)
Lineage: Eukaryota; Metazoa; Chordata; Actinopteri; Characiformes; Serrasalmidae
Gene: ubtd1a
Product: ubiquitin domain containing 1a
Exons: 3
Coding region: 495-1199 (234 amino acids)
Molecular function (GO): protein binding
Source: RefSeq, a predicted model, not a curated record